AGAAAAACAAGAGAAUAACAAAAGAUGAACACAAAAUUCGAUCUCAAAUCUUAAAACUAAAGCAAAUAUUUGAAGACGGAGACAACAAAAUCAUAAGAUAACAAAGAUCACUCAAUUAGAAAAUUGAAAUUGCUAAUUUGUUGAUAUUGAAAUCGUUUAGUACAACACUACGACCAUUCUCGCUCUCCAACUUAGAAACUUAAACACAAAUUACCCCAUGUGGCAAAGGUGGCCCUCCUUCCUAUUCCCUUAUUCAAAGCAAAGCAGAAAACAAAGCAAACAAAAUUGAAAUUAAAACUAAAAUUAAAUAGCAACCCAAUUCUGGUUACGCUUUCAUUACCUUGUUUACAUUGGGAGGUUUACAGCUACAAGAGAGAGAAAAAGAAAAAAAAUUCUACCAUUGAACAGAGAUAUAUAGAUAGAUUGAUUGAAUUUUUUCUGAUAAACUAAAAGAGGGUGUGAUUGAUUUUCUCCCUUUUUUUGGGUUUUUUUAGUUUUUAAUAAAAUUUUAUGCCCAAAUUUCAUCUGGGGUUUUCAUUUUUCACAUUUAUCAAUUCAAUUCUUUGAUCAUUCAUUUUACUGGACUUGGCACUAUUUUCUAGAAUGUAUUGCUCUUUUGUCAUUGCUCCCUGCUGCAUGGAGAAGAUGUGUAGCUCCAAUGGUUCUAUUUCCGGUCUUCUUAGCAAUGUGAUGCUUGCUGUAGAAGGAGGUGCAUUUGGAAUGUGGAUACGUUUGAUUGAUAGAUAACAAGAUGCUAUCAUAGUUAUUGAUAGUGUAAAUAUGCAUUAUAGAAAUCAAAGAACCAAUGAACGUAUAGUGCUAUAAUUUCGUCGUACUUUAGUAAUUAGUUGUUUGGGAUAAUCAGUUUUAGUUAGUCCAAAGUCAAGUGAGAAAGAUAGAAAGCAUUUAGUAUAGAGUCAGGGUAGACAAUACCAAAAGGGUUGAACUAGGUUUCAUCUUAAUAUUUGUUGAACAGUAUAGUCUGACAAUUUUUGGGAUGGGUUUGCCUCAAGUGACAGCUGGUAGUACUGCAGAGCAAGUUGCAACAUCCCUAAACACACUGGUGCAGUCUCCCCAAAGACUGUCUGGUCUCAGCGCCUAUGAUAUGAAUGGAAUACAUGGAACUAAUGUGAGCAACUUCAUACCUGGAAGUUUUCCAUGUGCUACUUUGGAAGAUUUCCAGGGGAGGCCUGCUGUUGAUUUUCCAAAAGAAGCAGAUUAUACUGCUGUACAUAAAGAUUCUACUUCUAAUACACGUGGUUUGAAGAUUGGCCACACAGAUCAAAAGAGCUGGUUCAGUAUUAAGAACAAACGCCCUACUCACAGUCCCGUUGUGAGGGUUGUUGGUUUUGAAUCACAGAUAUUAGGUACGUCUCAGGAUGCAUUUGAGAGUAAUAAAGCUGAUUCUGUUCAUCCGUUGACUGUGGUGACUGAUGUUAGUAAUGCAACUGUCACAAAUGGAGCUGCUGCGCGAAAGAGGUUGUUAUCUCCAUUGAAUUCAAUGCUGAGUUCAGACAAAUUUGAUGGUGAUUCCUUGUGCAUUGGUGAUAAUGCUUAUCGAAGAAACUCACAAGAUGGUGGUGGGAGUUCACAUGAGCAUAAGAAAGCUCAUAUAGUUAGCUCCAGUACUGCAGAUGCUUCCAUAUGGUAUCCAUCUAGCUCUUUAGUAGGAAGUACUUCGCCUAAUGAUAAUUUUGGGUCCAACUCCAGCAUUUUUACUGACGGCCCUUUGCUUGGGAACAAGCAGCUGCCAGUUCAUAAAUCUUAUUUGCUGCAUUCUGGAUUCUACUCUUUUGAAAAAGGAGAUAUCUUAGGGCCUCUGAAAGCACCAGUCUCAGUUUCUUCAGAAACAGGGGUUUCACCUCCAUUAUCAUUGUCCCCUCUCGGUCCAAAAUUUCAUCAGAGAAAGCUUUCGGUACAUAGGAUCAGUGAUUGUAGGAAAGAGUCCAAUGUCAAGUACAUAACCUUCAAGGAGGUUGAGAACUCACUUGAUUGGAGUAUGCCUCAUAUGUUUUCUCCCAAAACUGAGGACAUGACCAUGGAAGGGCCUGAUCUAUUAGAUAAUGCCGAUGAUCAGUGUACUCCUGUAAAAUCUGCUGCUAGUACCCAGUGCUGGACUCAUGAAUCAAUUUGUACUUCACCAAGUGUAAAACUAGCUAGGAAUUUAACUGGCUUGCCUGUUAGGAGGUCUUUGAUUGGCUCCUUUGAGGAGUCCCUCUUGUCUGGUCGUUUGGCAUCCACAUAUGUUAGCAAGACAAUUAAUGGCUUCCUUGCAGUACUCAGCAUAACAGGUGGAAGUUUUUCACCAAAGGCGAAAAAACUUCCAUUUGCAGUUACUAGUGUGGAUGGAGAUAAUUACUUGCUCUAUUAUUCAUCAAUAGACCUUGCUGGAAAUUUGCCAUCAAGCAAGCCCGGAAAGUUAAAAAUGAAAAGGAGUCUUAGUCUUAAUGAUUCACCAUCAGAACAAAGUCGAUUACGUAUACCUAUGAAGGGGCGAAUUCAACUGGUCGUUAGCAAUCCUGAAAAAACACCUGUUCAUACCUUCCUUUGCAACUAUGAUUUGAGUGAUAUGCCAUCUGGUACAAAGACAUUUCUCCGCCAAAAGACAUCUCUUGCCUCAUCUGAAAAGGCUAAGCCUUUCGUGGUGCCGAACAAUUCAAAUGAUCUGCCAAAUGCUAGUUUGUUAAACCAGAGAACGCAAGUGGUGGAAAUUGAUGAUCUUUGUCACCACGGUUAUCCUUCUGUCCAAUCCCAUCAUAAUCUUGAACCCUGUUCCUCUGAAUUCGACUUUUCAGGGGCUCCAGGAAGGGAAAAUAGGGUAUUGAACAAAGGUCAUUUGACUAGGAAAAAAUCACAUUGUGCUUUAAAGGUUAAUGAAAGUGCCAGUGGCAAUGGUGUUCUACGUUAUGCUCUUCAUCUGCGAUUCAUGUGUCCUCAUUCUAAGAAAACCUCUAGGUCUGUUCAAAGGUGCAAGUCUGAUAUAUCAUCUACUCCCGAAAGCAAAAACACAAAAAUGGAAACUGAACGAAGGUUUUAUUUGUAUAGUGACUUAAAGGUGGUCUUUCCUCAACGCCAAUCAGAUGCUGAUGAGGGCAAGUUGAAUGUUGAAUAUCACUUCCCUUCUGAUCCAAAGUACUUCAACAUCAGCAACUAAAGGCGCCUCAAAAACAUCUUUGUCUUGUACGUAACUCACUUUGUACAUUCUAACUCUAUAGCAGAGCCAUUAUUCUGCUACAUCUGUACAGUACUUUGUUUUCAAUAUUCAUUAUUCUGUGUAGUUAUACCUAUUCUCAGUUCCCCACCUCUAUCCAGAAAGAAAGGAGAGAGAGGAAAGGGGUUUGGGUUUUACCUGUUUAUGAAGCUCUUAAAAGAGUUGAAUUUUCACCAGAAGAUUUGGCUCCUAAUACUAUUUCAGCUCUGACAAUUUGUCAAACUAGA
Chenopodium quinoa (quinoa) is the source of this 3438-nucleotide messenger RNA. RefSeq lists its product as uncharacterized. The record is from RefSeq and is a predicted model, not a curated record. NCBI's taxonomy places the organism in Eukaryota, Viridiplantae, Streptophyta, Magnoliopsida, Caryophyllales, Amaranthaceae. The transcript has 6 exons. Bases 998 to 3154 code for a protein of 718 amino acids.